AAAACAGGAUGAUGUCACCUGCAGUGAAAGGAAAUUGUUGAACUGAAUCCUUUUGUAAAGAAAGAGGGGAAAAAUAUGGACGUUGCUGCACGGAUGGCUGGAAUUUGUUGGGAAUUAAAACGCCAAGCCCACAUGUCAGAAAUCAUUAAUCUUUCCCAGUUCCAUCCUGCGCCUCGUCUUUUGUUUGUCAUUUGUAACCAGUGGAAGAACAAGAGUGGAUGCUUUUGUUAAGUUUAAGAAUAAUGGCCUUUCAGUGAAAGAGCAUGGUGUAGUUUGAAGAGAUCGCAUAUAAUGGAAUCAUCAGCUGUUGUGAGUAAAUAAAGAAUCAUGAACAUGGCACCUCGGAAGAGAAGUAGUCGGGGUCUUUCCUUCAUAUUCUGCUGCUUUCGAGGGAGUGACCACCCAGAGAUCACAUACAGGCUGAGGAAUGACAGCAAUUUUGCAUUGCAGACGAUGGAGCCAGCAUUGCCCAUGCCUCCACCUGAAGAACUGGAUAUCAUGUUCACUGAGCUUGUGGAUGAACUGGACCUCACUGAUAAACACAGGGAAGCCAUGUUUGCACUUCCUGCAGAGAAGAAAUGGCAGAUAUAUUGCAGUAAGAAAAAGGAGCAAGAAGAAAAUAAAGGAGCCACAAGUUGGCCAGAAUUUUACAUUGAUCAGCUGAAUUCCAUGGCAGUUAGAAAAUCGCUCUUGGCUUUGGAAAAAGAAGAUGAGGAAGAAAGGAAUAAAACCAUUGAGAGUUUAAAGACUGCAUUAAGAACACAACCAAUGAGGUUUGUUACCAGAUUCAUUGACUUGGAUGGCUUAACGUGCAUUCUCAACUUUCUGAAAAGUAUGGACUAUGAAACUUCAGAAUCUCGAAUACAUACUUCUCUAAUAGGCUGUAUUAAAGCACUAAUGAACAACUCUCAGGGCAGAGCUCAUGUUUUGGCUCAUGUAGAGAGUAUUAACGUAAUAGCCCAAAGUCUUACGACAGAAAAUAUAAAGACUAAAGUAGCGGUCUUGGAAAUUUUGGGUGCUGUGUGUCUAGUGCCAGGUGGUCAUAAGAAGGUACUGGAAGCAAUGCUGCAUUACCAGAAAUAUGCAAGUGAAAGAACACGUUUCCAGACUCUAAUCAAUGAUUUGGACAGAAAUACAGGAAGAUACAAGGAUGAAGUGAAUCUUAAAACUGCUGUCAUGUCUUUCAUUAAUGCUGUCCUAAGUCAAGGUUCAGGAGAGGAAAGUCUUGAUUUUAGAGUACAUCUCCGAUAUGAAUUUUUGAUGUUAGGUAUUCAACCUGUUAUUGACAAAUUACGUGAACAUGAAAAUGCAACUUUAGAUAGGCAUUUAGAUUUCUUUGAGAUGCUGAGAAAUGAGGACGAAAUGGAACUAGCAAAAAGAUUUGAUGUGGUUCACAUCGACACAAAAAGUGCUACCCAGGUGUUUGAACUGGUUAAGAAAAAGAUCAGCUAUACAGAUGCAUACCCGCACUUUAUGUCAAUUCUCCAUCAUUGGCUUCAGAUGCCAUAUAAGCGAAGCGGAAACACUGUACAAUAUUGGCUACUGCUGGACCGAAUAUUGCAACAGAUAGUUUUACAGAAUGAUAAAGGGCACGAUCCUGAUGUUACUCCUUUAGAAAAUUUUAAUGUGAAGAAUGUUGUUAGAAUGUUGGUUAAUGAAAAUGAGGUCAAACAAUGGAAGGAACAAGCAGAAAAAAUGCGAAAAGAGCACAAUGAGCUACAACAAAAGCUGGAGAAGAAAGAGAGGGAGUGUGAAGCUAAGACGCAGGAAAAGGAGGAGAUGAUGCAAACACUGAAUAAAAUGAAAGAAAAACUGGAAAAAGAAUCUCAGGAGCACAAAGCUGCUAAGAAGCAGGCAGCUGAUCUUACAGCCCAGAUCCAGGAUCUAAGCAAUAGAGCAAGAUUUUCUGGCGUUCCGGGCGGCCCCCUUUCACCACCUGGAGCCCCUGGUGGACCGCUGCCUCCCUCUGCACUUGCUUCAGUCGGCGGUCCCUCUCCUCCGCCUGCUCCUCCUCCACCAUCACUUGGUGGAUUGCCUCCGCCUCCUCCGCCCCCACCUCCUGGUGGACCCCCUCCACCUCCAGGUUUGCCACCGAUGGGUGGUGUUCUACCUCCUCCAGGAGCCCCUUUGGGCCCAGGACACAAGAAGAAAAAUAUUCCACAACCAGGAAAUGCUUUAAAAUCCUUCAACUGGUCCAAGUUACCAGAGAACAAACUUGGGGAAACUAUCUGGAUGGAAAUUGAUGAUAUGAAGGUUUUUAAAGUACUUGACUUGGAAGACCUUGAAAAGACGUUCUCUGCAUACCAAAGGCAACAGGAUUUCUAUCUGAGCAAUCAUUCUAAGCAGAAAGAGACAGAUUCUAAUGAAGACACAUUAAAUUCUACCAAAAAAGUCAAAGAAUUGUCUGUAAUAGACGGGAGAAGAGCGCAGAAUUGCAAUAUUCUUCUCUCCAGGUUAAAGCUAUCCAAUGAGGAGAUAAAACGGGCUAUUUUAACAAUGGAUGAGCAGGAGGAUUUGCCUAAGGACAUGCUUGAACAGCUGCUGAAAUUUGUUCCUGAAAAGAGUGAUAUUGAUAUACUGGAAGAGCACAAACAUGAAAUAGAACGUAUGGCCAAAGCAGACAGGUUCCUGUACGAAAUGAGCAGAAUUCCUCACUAUCAGCAGAGACUACAGUCCCUGUAUUUCAAGAAGAAAUUUGCCGAAAGAGUGGCAGAAGUUAAACCUAAAGUUGAAGCUAUUCGUUUGAGCUCCAAGGAGGUUUUGCAAAGCAAAAAUCUGAAGCAGCUGUUGGAGGUGGUUUUAGCUUUUGGCAAUUACAUGAACAAGGGACAAAGAGGCAAUGCUUAUGGUUUCAAACUCUCUAGUCUGAACAAGAUUGCAGACACCAAGUCUAGUAUUGAGAAGAAUAUUACUCUUUUGCACUAUUUGAUUACAAUUUUGGAGAAGAAAUAUCCAAAAGUGGUGAACAUCCAUGAUGAUUUACAGAGUGUUCCUGAGGCAGCCAAAGUAAAUUUGAUUGAGUUGGAAAAGGAAUUCAGUAGCCUGAGAAGUGGUCUGAAGGCUGUGGAGUGUGAGCUGGAGUACCAGAAGUCACAACCUGCACAGUCCGGUGACAAGUUUGCCUCUGUAGUGAGUCAGUUUAUUGCCGUUGCAAGUUUUAGCUUCUCUGAUGUGGAGGAUCUUCUGUUGGAAGCUAAAGAUCUGUUCAAUAAAGCUGUAAAGCAUUUCGGAGAAGAAACUGGCAAAAUUCAGCCUGAUGAAUUCUUUGGGAUUUUUGAUCAGUUCCUCCAAGCCUUUGCAGAGGCCAAACAGGAAAAUGAGAACAUGAGGAGGAAAAAGGAGGAGGAGGAACGAAGAGCUAAAAUGGAAGCACAGCUUAAAGAACAAAGAGAAAGAGAGCGAAAAGCAAGGAAAGCAAAAGAAGGUGGUGAGGAGGGAGGAGAAUUUGAUGACCUGGUUUCAGCUCUACGUUCAGGAGAAGUUUUUGAUAAAGAUUUCAAGCUAAAGCGCAACCGGAAACGUGUCAGCAGCCAAGUGACAGAUGGGAGUCGAGAACGACCAGCUAUGAAGCUCAACUACUAAGCCGUCAUCAGUAGUUCAGAAUUAUGGCUGUGUAGCAGCCAGCUUGCGUGUUACUAUCCUGUUGUGAUCAUAUUCACCAAUUAUCCUGCCUACUGGCCCUAUUAGUGGCUGCUGCUCUUCACAGCAGGCUCCUUUUCCUCUUUGUAGCUGGGUUUUGCAUGCACCACUGUUAAUGAGAACUUUAUUUUACGUGGUGCUGAAGCACAGGAAACAUUGGAGCAUUCCUAGGAUUUGCACAACUGAUGAGUACAACUAGGUGUCUGUGAUUUUGUAAUAAAAAUAUAUCCUUCCACAAAUGCUUCACUACGUAAGCAUUGCAUCACAACCUCUCCAUUUUGUUACCUAAUGGAUUAAAGAUGGUGCUGAUACAAUAAGGAGAUGUGUGGAGCUGAUGAUUAUUUGGAUGUGAAUCUGACGUGAAUAAAGCAUGCUGGAAAGACGGUGUUGACUUAAAUAAGUGGAGUUUAGAAGGAACAGUUUAAGUGUGUGUUUUGCUGAAGACCCUCGAACAUCUGUGGCUUUUGACCUGGUUCCAAGGAAUUGAAUGAUUUCCCUUGAUCAUUUUUUAAAACAAUUCAUAUUUGGAAAAUGCUUUAUUUUAAACAUCAUUUUCUCAAACUAUUUUCUUGACUGAAAACAAGUAUGAUCAUGGAAAUGCAAAUAUAGAUGUUACCUUGGUGAUAUCCAGAUCUUCUUUGCUUUUAUACAAAACAUUCCAUAAUUAAUGGGGAUGAUAGGGUUCUCUAAAGGGGCAAUGACAUAUUGAACCUUUAUUCUUGCUGCUGGCAGCUCUACAGCAGGACCAUAACCAGACACGAGAUAUAGUUGAAGUGGUUCUAUUCAGUUAUAUUGGUG
This is a messenger RNA of Pristis pectinata (smalltooth sawfish), 4437 nucleotides long. RefSeq names its product dishevelled associated activator of morphogenesis 1a (gene daam1a). The coding region runs from base 328 to 3582 and encodes 1084 amino acids. Gene Ontology annotation, biological process: actin cytoskeleton organization. The transcript has 28 exons. The record is from RefSeq and is a predicted model, not a curated record. Gene Ontology annotation, cellular component: stress fiber. Gene Ontology annotation, molecular function: actin binding; small GTPase binding. NCBI's taxonomy places the organism in Eukaryota, Metazoa, Chordata, Chondrichthyes, Rhinopristiformes, Pristidae.